Mauremys mutica (yellowpond turtle) is the source of this 3635-nucleotide messenger RNA. RefSeq names its product T-box transcription factor 21 (gene TBX21). The transcript has 6 exons. Lineage: Eukaryota; Metazoa; Chordata; Testudines; Geoemydidae. Gene Ontology annotation, cellular component: nucleus. The coding region runs from base 475 to 2190 and encodes 571 amino acids. Gene Ontology annotation, molecular function: DNA-binding transcription factor activity, RNA polymerase II-specific; RNA polymerase II cis-regulatory region sequence-specific DNA binding. The record is from RefSeq and is a predicted model, not a curated record. Gene Ontology annotation, biological process: lymphocyte migration; regulation of transcription by RNA polymerase II; cell fate specification.
AGCAGGUGGAGUGACGGAGCGGGGCGGACGAGGCAGCUCCCAGGAGUGGGGGGAAAUCCCCCCCCCUUCGGGUGACCCUUGGAAAGAGGGGAGGUGUCAGGGGGAAACUCCCCCCCGCCCCCUGGAACCCAGCGGGCUCUUUAGUUAGGAGGAUUUGGUACACACCGAGCUUUGGCCGGGGGCAGGGGGGGGGGUUCUGCUGCCUUUGCUCCUGGCGUGUCCGGACCGGCGAUGGAGCCCCGGCCCCGCGUGUGAAACGGACUCGGCCGCCGCUGAAGUGGGGCUGGGAGCUGCGGGGCGAGCGCGGCAGAGAUUUUGGUGCCCGGCGGGGGCAGGGGGGGUCUCGCUUUUUAUUUUAUUUUUUUGCACGCCCCUGAUGAGUUGCUGAGGCAGGGGAGGGGGCUGAUCUCCCCCCCCCCCACCUCCUCCCCUGCAAACUCCCCCCCCACCCCCGCCGCCUCGCCUGGCAAGUCGAUGGGAGCCCUGGAGCCAGCCUCCGGAGCCGGCAGCCCCGCGCUCACCAUGCUGAAUGGCACCGACAGCCAAAGUUUUGCCAAGGAGCCGCUGGAUCUGCAGGGGGCCAAGGAGCCGGCCGAGCUGAAGAUGGGCGUCCCGGAGCGGUUCUACUUCCCCGACGCCCCGGCUCCGGAGGGCUGCCCGCUCAGCCUGCCCUACAACCCCCCGAUGGUCCCCGGGGGCUUCGCCGGGAGCGCCCCGGCCACCGGCCGCUUCCUCGGCCCGGCCCUGAACAGCUGCUCCGCCUACCGAGCCCAGCCGCCGCCCGCCGCCGCCCAGCCGGGCAGCCACGGCUUCGCGCUGCCCCCCGGCGAGCUCUACCCGGGCGGCGGCGAGCUCUACCCGAGCCCGGCGGCGGGGGAAGGCUGCUACCCGGCCGCCGUGCAGCACGUGUUCCCGCGGGGCCCGCUCUACCCGGUGCCCGGCUACCAGCUCGCCGGCAAGGUCCAGGUGAUGCUCAACAACUACCCGCUGUGGGCCAAGUUCCACAAGCACCAGACCGAGAUGAUCAUCACCAAGCAGGGCAGGCGGAUGUUCCCGUUUCUCAGCUUCAGCCUCUCCGGGCUGGACCCCGUGGCUCACUACAGGGUCUGCGUGGACAUCGUCCUGGUGGAUCAGCACCACUGGAGGUACCAAGGCGGGAAGUGGGUCCAGUGCGGCAAGGCCGAGGGGAACAUGCCAGGUAACCGGCUGUACAUCCACCCUGACUCGCCCAACACCGGGGCCCACUGGAUGCGCCAGGAGGUCUCGUUUGGAAAACUCAAGCUCACCAAUAACAAGGGGGCGUCCAAUAACAUCACACAGAUGAUCGUGCUGCAGUCGCUGCACAAGUACCAACCGCGGCUGCACGUGACGGAGGUGAAGGAGGGGGAAGGGGAUGAGGCCUACCCCUCCGGCAACACCCAGACCUUCAUCUUCCCGGAGACGCAGUUCAUCGCCGUCACAGCCUACCAGAACGCCGACAUCACUCAGCUGAAAAUCGACCACAACCCCUUUGCCAAAGGCUUCCGGGACAACUUCGACUCGAUGUACACGACGGCAGAGGGCGACCGCGUGACCCCGUCCCCGCCCGACGCCACCAGCUGCCAGCAGCUCCUGCCCGGCAGCCGCUUCCCGUCCUUCCUGCACGAGCAGUACCCGCUGCCCCAGAGCCGCUACUACAACGGGGAGCCGCUGCAGCACAAGGAGCCCCCCCGCUGGUACUUCGCCUCCCAGCAGCCCCCCGCCGCCCCCCUGGAUUACAGCGCCUACGAGGGGAGCUACAGCGGGAACAAGUACAUGCCCUUCGGCAUGAAGGCCUUCCCCCUGCCGGCCUCGCCCCACGCCACGCUGCCCUACUACCAGGAGCCCCACCCCUUCGGCUCGCCGCCUGCCGCCUGGCAGCCGCCCGCCAAGCCCAGCCCCGGGGCGCUGGGCUGGUUCCGGCCCGUGCGGGACGUCAGGCCCCUGCCCGCCGGCGAGGAGAAGGGGAAGGACGCGGAGGGCUGGGCCGAGCCGGCCUCGGUCAAGUCGGUGGACUCCUCGGACUCGGGCCUGUUCGAGGCGGAGUGCAAGCGACGCCGGGUGUCGCCCUACGCCUCCAGCGCCGAGAGCUCGCCCCCCGCCCGCAACGGGGACCUGUACGACAAGGACGGGGGCGCCGACCCCGGCUACUACGGGUUCUACGGCAACUGAGGGGGGGAGCGUUUUCCUGGUGCUGAUGGGCUGGAGCUCCCCUGCCCCCCACAUCAUAUCAGGUGUCCCCAGGGAAAGGGUGUGAUGGGGGGGUGCUGCAGCCAGGUGCAGCAGAGGAGGUGAAGGGGGGAGUGAAGCUUCUCUGGGUGACUUUGCCACCCCCCCCCAGGUGCACAGUUUAAGCCUUGCCCACACAAAUGUUACAGGUUGUUGGCGGGGUGUGUGUGUGCACGACCUCGGGGUGUGUGCGAGGCUGGGCCCUGCUGGCCCAUAUUUGUGCAUUGGCACGUGUGCAAAUGCCCUCUUGUGCCUGUGUGUGCGGUCGCACAUGGGGGGGGGAAACGGGCAGCCACAGAGGUGCUCACACCCAUGUGCAUUUACACACUGACCCCCCUGCCCCAGCCACACACGAGCACAUGGCCGCACACUGUUGCCUAUUCACCUGCAGCGGUCGCACAUACACGGGGGGGGGCUCACACCUGAGAGAAAAAUGCACACAGCCGACACACUCCCCCUCUAUUAAAUUAGGCAAACAACCAACAAAGGCACCCCCCCCCCCUCCCCCCAAAGCACCAACAAUGCAGUUACCCUCAGCCAGGAGCAACAGCAGGCGAGAGCUGCAGGUCUGGCCUGACCCUGCUUAUCACUGAUGCCCCGAGUGCCUGUCUUGCCAACCGCCCCCCCCCCCCCCCAAGGCCAGGGUGGGCUGGGCACAGGGGCACAUUAUGUCUCUUCCCCCCCCUCCCCCCCGUUGCUCGCUGCUGCCCUCCGGUGGCAACCAGUGGUGGCAGGAGCACCCUGCUAGCAGCAGGCACCUUCCGGCGCCACCCCCCCACAGCGUGCUGAGGAUUUGGGCGUAACGCAGGCCUGGCCCAGUGCAGCCCCCUGCAGGCAGGCGCCAAACCACACGGGGGGGCCAAGGCUGCUCCCCUCUGGCUCUGCGGUGUCUGGCGGGGGGGGGCAGGGGGGGCCCAUCAGCCAGAAAUAUUCAUGGAUCUUGCAGCAUUUCAGAGCAGGGCAGGGCAGCCCUGGGUGAACCAGCCCCCUCCCUUUGCACCCCAGCUCCUGGCCUUCCGGGAGGUGGGCUCUGUUCUCCAGUUCCCAAACAGCAGGGAUCCUGGCCCCCGACACCCUCCACCACUUGGCUACCUAAUGAUUCAGGGGCAGAGGGGGAGUUAGUUAAACGUUAAAUGUUAUUUUUCUCCCCUCCUUGGGGCAUGCCCCGGACCGGCAAUAUUUGAAGCCUCUAGCCUGGGAACCCUGGAGGUGGAUUUCUUCAGCCAGACAAUCAGAGGACGGUGCCAGCCUGUUAGUAGCGGGCCCGGCCCUCCAUGCAGCCUGCCACGCCGGGCUGCCCCCAUUGCGGGCACGGGCCACCGGCAGCCUUGCCCCGCUCGCCCAAACUGUUUACACGCUGCCCGGCCUAGGCGGCGAAAUGUGCGGGU